GCGAAAACGAAAGAGCAUGGCCAGCAGCGAGCUUGCGACGCUCCGGCGGCUCUACGCGGCCCUCGAGCAGGACCACGUGGAGCUCGCCCGGCGCUACGCCAUGACCAAGGCCCGGAUCGCUGUGGCGCAGGCCGAGAAGGCGCUGCUCGUCGAUGAGCUCUGCCGGUACCCCGCGAGCGACUUUGACUCGGACUCGGACGACGGCGAUGACAACGACGAGCCCCACGCACCCUUGACAACGCCCAAGCCGGAGCCCCACGCUGCCUCGAGCACAGCCCAUGCAGUGCCAGGAAAGCCCACGCAAGAGGUAGCCCAACAUGUCGCGUCCGAGGUCAAGCCCGAGCCGUUGCCAGAGGCCAAUACCUAAUAUCUAUGGAUGCAAUGCAACGAGCUUGCUCCCAGUACGGCUCUGGCGCUGCCAGCUCCAGUUUCCA
Messenger RNA from Saprolegnia parasitica CBS 223.65, 434 nucleotides. RefSeq lists its product as hypothetical. The transcript has 4 exons. The record is from RefSeq and is a predicted model, not a curated record. Bases 17 to 367 code for a protein of 116 amino acids. NCBI's taxonomy places the organism in Eukaryota, Oomycota, Saprolegniomycetes, Saprolegniales, Saprolegniaceae.